Molecule: messenger RNA, 1408 nt
Organism: Sceloporus undulatus (fence lizard)
Lineage: Eukaryota; Metazoa; Chordata; Lepidosauria; Squamata; Phrynosomatidae
Gene: CPLANE2
Product: ciliogenesis and planar polarity effector 2
Exons: 4
Coding region: 331-1251 (306 amino acids)
Molecular function (GO): GTPase activity; GTP binding
Source: RefSeq, a predicted model, not a curated record
GGGUCUGGAGCAAAGAGGGGUUUGGUCCCUCGCCCCCUUCCCAAAUCCCUUUUAGGAUUCUGCUGCUCGGCGCUGGCGCUCUGUUCAUGCCCAGAGCCCCUCCCUGGACUGCGGCGUUUCCCCGGCCUCCUUCCCAUGGAGACUUGGCGGUUCGCGUCCUCCGAGGCUUCUAGCCUUUCCUAGCUCUGUGGGGAAGGACGCGGCUUACGUGCCGAGUGACGCCGGAAGAGCCGGGCGGAAGUGCCCGCUGGGGGCGGGGCAGGUCGACCUGUGACCCGCGCCGCUCCGCCCCCAAGGAGCCGGGCUUCGUUCUCCAGCCGCGGGGCCGCGAUGGCGGAGGUCCCUGCGGGGUCGGUGGUGGAAGGCGGCUGGCUGGAGACGGCGGAGGGCCGGGAGCUCCUGGGGGCCCUGCUCCGGGAGAGGAGUCGGAGGAGGGGGCGCCGCAGCUGCAGCCGCAGAGCCUUCGGGCUGCUGGAGAGGCCCCUGCUGCCCCCGGGAGCCGCCGCCGCUGACGUGGCCGCCUACAAGGUCUUCGUCUGCGGGCGGAGCGGCGUGGGCAAGACGGCGCUGGUGGCCCAGGCGGCCGGGAUGGAGGCGGCCCCCGCGCCCCAGGAGACCAUCGGCAUCCAAACCACCCCCGUCUUCUGGCCGGCGAAGCUGCGGGAGAGUGGCAAGGCCCUCUUCUUCCGUUUCUCCUUCUGGGACUGCGGAGAAGCCGUCCUCAGGAAGUUCGACCACAUCCUGCCGUCCUGCCUGGAGAAGGCGGACGGCGUGCUCCUCUUGUUCUCCUUCACGGACCGCGCCUCCUUCGAGGACCUCCCUCUCCAGAUCUCUCGCCUGGAGGCAGCCGAAGGGCCCCCAGCGCCUCCGCUCAAAAUGGUGGUCGGCACCAAGUAUCCUUCGCGGCUCAGCGCCAUCCGGGCUCCAGAAAGACCAAAGCCCCCAGGAAGGCUCUCUGCAGGCGCUCAGAGGCAGCUGGCCUUUUGCCUCCAUCGCAGGAGGCUCUUCCCUUGGAAGGCACCAGGCUCUUCUCCUCCGCUCUCAUGGCCAGCCUCUUUAAUGUCAUGGCACCUGGAACCAGGGACCUUCCUGGAGAGCCCCCCAGGCAUCCUCACGCCUGGCUCUCCCCAAACGGUGGCUCAAGAUGCCCAGUUUGCUUUGGACGUUGAACUGGGAAAUCAAGGGGCUCCCAGCACCAAGCGUCUGCUUAGGGCACGGCUUCUGCCACGGUCGGCUUCUGCCUUUCCUUGACCACUUCCCUCCAGGUUUGACCAGUUUGCCCACACGGACGUGACGGAGCAGGACCUGGCCGCCUUCCGCCGCGCCUGGGGGCUGCCCGUCUUGCGGGUGAAGAGCGCCCGUGCCCCUCGGACGGCGGACGGACAGACCCUGGGCGCUUGGGCCGGGC